Messenger RNA from Nylanderia fulva, 2256 nucleotides. The record is from RefSeq and is a predicted model, not a curated record. Lineage: Eukaryota; Metazoa; Arthropoda; Insecta; Hymenoptera; Formicidae.
AUUUCUAGUCUAUUAUCAAUAUUGAAUACAUCAGACAUAGUAACGUCAUUAAAUAUAUCUGACAUAUCAACGUCAGUAAAUAUAUCAGACAUAGAUAUCCAGGAUGAAGUAAGAAAUCUCGAUGAAGAUAAAUGUUCAUGUAACUGGCAUGGCAAUGUAUUGGAAGUAUAUAAAGAUUGCGACUUAUUUGAACCCACCAUUGUAGAAGAUAAAAUUUCUAAACAUUCUGAAAUAAGUGCACCUGUUUCCACUACAGCAUACCUCAAUAAUAAUAAUAUUAUACAAGACAUUUCAAAAAAUAUUUAUGAUAAGAAUCCACCUUAUGUAUCAAACACAGAAGAAAAUUUUAUUCAAUCUGUAGAUGAGACAACAAAGUAUGUUACUAAAGAAUAUAACAUGUCAUCUACAUCAUUAAACAUAUCAGAUAUAGGCAUUCAGGAUGACGAUGGAAAUCUCAAUGAAGCGUGUCUUGAUAAUAAUACUAUGGAAGACAACAUUGAAAAUGUUAGCGAUGAGGAUCCAUCUUACGUACCAUCAAACACUUCGUCUAAUGAAAGUUUCGUUCAACCUGUGAUGAAUCAGACAAGAAAUUCUUUUGCUAAAGAAACUAACAGUUCGGCAAAUACUUCUAGUGGAUUAGACAUAUCAAUGUCACUAAACGUAUCUGGGAAAUGUGCUCGGGAUGACACUGAAAUGUUUGUUACAUCAGUUGGUGCAGGAAACAAGAAGCAUUUCUGUAUGUAUUGCAAUACGUUUCAGAGCAAAAUAGCUCGUCAUCUUGAGAGAGUACAUGCGAAUGAAUUAGAAGUUCAAAAAUUUAAACACAUGCCAAAAGGGAAUGCAGAACGAAGAAAGAUCUUAGAAACGAUACGUAGACGUGGAGAUUUCUAUUUUAAUACCGAUUGUGCACGAAAUGAUGGUGAAUUAUUAGUAGAAAGACGUUCAAAGAAAGAAUACAACAGGAUACCUUCUGAAUACGUCGUAUGUCCAAAAUGUAAAGCUUUCAUUCUAAAAGUUACAAGCAGACAUCACUAUCAAAGAUGCAUUAAAGAAAUGAUUAAAGUUAAAGAUAAUAGAUCAAUAUCAAUUUUAGGAAGACAAAUAAUAGGACGUAUACAUAAUGAGGCAAGCAAUGCUCUAAGAUUACGAGUUUUCCCACUUUUACGAGAAGAUGAUAUAGUAAGAAAUAUCCGUUACGACGAACUAAUAAUAGCAUUUGGUAAUCAACAGUGCGAAAAAUAUAAAACAUCUGAACACAAUGAUACAUUGAUUAGACAAAAAUUAAGAAGAAUGGGUCGUCUGCUUCAAGUAAUAAAAUGUAAAAAUUCUGAUAUUACGGAUUUUGCUUCCAUUUACUUCCCCCGAUACAGCAAUACUUGCAUUGAAGCAAUUAAUACGUUAGCCGGUUUAUCUUUAUGUGGAAAAUUUUUCAAAACUCCUUCACUGGCUUCUGGACUUGGAGGUUUACUAAAAGAAGUGGGUAAACUUUUAAUCAAUCGAUGUAUUAGAAAAGAAGACAAGGAAAGGAAGUUACGUGCUGAAGACUUUUUGAAAGUAUUUACCGAAGAUUUUGCAACACGUAUAUCAAAAACAAUAUCAGAAACAAUGACUAGAAAUCUAAGACGUAAAAAGAUUACGUUACCCUGUAAAGCAGAUAUUAUUAAGCUUCAUAAUUUUCUAAAACAAGAACGUGAAACAGCUUAUAAUUUUUUGAAAGAAAAGUUCUGCUAUGAUGCAUGGCUUUCGCUUACGAAAUCUACAUUGACUUCAGUACAAGUGUUUAAUCGUCGUAGAGCCGGAGAGAUACAAAGGACGUUAAUCGAGGAUUAUAAGGCGUAUCAAGGUAUUAAUUAUCAGACAAACGACAUGUAUAAAGCGCUUUCAGCACGUGCCAAAGAAAUUGCUAAAAGAUAUGUGCGAUUUACCCUCAGAGGUAAACUUGGACGAACGGUACCAGUCUUACUAACAGAAGAAUUAAGAGACUGCAUCGAAAUGAUUUUAAAGCAUAGAAAGGCUGCAAAAGUUUCUUCGAAGAAUCCAUACCUAUUUGGUCUUCCUUCGCUUCAAAAAGAUAAACACCGAUAUCUUUUAGCGUGUGAUUUAUUACGGCAAUAUGCAGUAGAUAGUGGCGCAGAAAAUCCAGAAACUAUUCGUGCGACUGAAUUACGGAAGCAUAUAGCAACAAUUUGUGUUCAUUAUAAUCUAUCUGAAAAUGAAGUUUCAACGCUUGCAAAUGUUUAUGGGCCAUGCCGAUAA